This is a messenger RNA of Pieris napi, 944 nucleotides long. RefSeq lists its product as uncharacterized. The record is from RefSeq and is a predicted model, not a curated record. Bases 129 to 875 code for a protein of 248 amino acids. The transcript has 4 exons. NCBI's taxonomy places the organism in Eukaryota, Metazoa, Arthropoda, Insecta, Lepidoptera, Pieridae.
AGUGAAAGUAGUUAAGACUUGGUAAAUAAAUUCGCUUCCACCAUACAACCUGUUUAAAUAUCUAAAGCGCAGUGUCGAGUUUAUUCACACAACGCUCUCAACACUUCGCGACUUGUUGAGGCCCAAUAAUGCUUCAAAUAAGUUUCGUUGUCAUUAUAGUGACCUUGUUCUGUGAAAUUGUAAACGGAAAUGCAACGGAUGUUACAAACAGCUAUACAAAUAUCACAGAUGUAAUUAACCUAGAAGAAAAUGAGCGAAACGACAUUGCAUCACAAUUAUUAAUCGACAGAAUAAAGAUGGGAAAUUUUUCUAUAUUUUCACCGAACGCAAGGCAAGAAAGUAGUGAAGAGGAAGAUGAACCAACACCAAAUAGAAGGUGUACUUGCGCUUUAGGUGUUUGUAAAUGUUGUACCGGGCCUGUGUUGGACCUUUUCAAUCAAAAAGCAUGUAUGAAAGUUACAUAUCAUCCAGGUGAUUUUGCAUUCGAUGUAGCAAUGUCCCUAAACGACCGAACCCUUUACGAAAACUCAAUGUCAGGUAAAAAUCCACGGCCUAUUUGUAUUAAUCCACCGAGAAUGCCCAAUUUAAAAGUGUGCGCACGAUUUUAUAACGUAUUUUUUCCUGGAAGAAACUUUCAUUUCUGCUUAGGGAUGACUGGAAGAUGGAGGGCCUUGGAAUUAUUUAAUCUAACCUUUGAUUGUUUAAGAAUGGGAGCAAAUGGAUUAGCAAUGAUAAAGCCAGAAGAAAAUGGUGGUCUACACGUUCCGAAUCCGCAUGGUGGUGUGGACGCCGUAAUAGAUGCUGGUGAAGAUGAUAUAGAAGAAUACGAUGAACAAAACAUAGUUCGAUCACUCCUAGAAAUAUUCGAUAGAUAAUCCCCCAUACAAUAAAAUCGCGAGUGUUAAGACUUUAAUUACGUACAAUAAAUUAUUUAUUCAAAACAA